AUGGCUACCAAAACCCACAAGACCUGGCAGGAAGAGCUUGCUGCUGAGUGUCGGAAGCUGAGACUGCCUGCUCCCCAGUUCAAUAUUGUUUCUGAUCGUCGAGGUGGCCGUACAGCUUGGUCUGCGACAGUCACAAUUCAGGGCCAGAAUCUUGCAGCAAGAUAUUGGUAUGAUGGGCAAUACCUCAACAACGCCAAAGAAGACGCUGCAGAAGUCGCCUGCACCAAACUGCGCAACCCGUCGAUCACCGCUGGUCAGUCCACGGUCUACCGAGCACAGUCGGGCUAUGUAACCAAACCGCGUCUUGACAUCCUCACCGCCGCAAAGCAGGCAAUUACCGCCAGUCCCUAUGCAUUCGGACCAGUCGCCGCCAUGUCGACCGCUACAAAACCCUCAGCGCUGACCUUCGAUCGUAAGGCCCGGUGUUCGACAUCCAAAGCCCGUGCCUCGACGCUGCAUUUGCCUCAUGGUCCAGUCGACCUGCCCGUUUUCAUGCCCGUCGCCACCCAAGCAUCUCUCAAAGGAUUGACUCCGGAACAAUUGGAAGAGACUGGUUGCAGAUUAUGUCUGAACAAUACAUACCACUUGGGAUUGAAACCUGGCCAAGCGGUGCUUGACACCAUUGGCGGUGCCCAUAGAUUACAAGGAUGGAACUACAAUAUCCUGACGGACAGUGGCGGUUUUCAAAUGGUUUCAUUGCUCAAGCUGGCAAAGAUCACCGAGGAAGGCGUGCGCUUUCUCAGCCCCCAUGAUGGCAGUCCAAUGCUCCUCACUCCUGAGCAUUCAAUGUCUCUGCAGAACUCCAUCGGCUCAGAUAUCAUGAUGCAGCUUGAUGAUGUGAUUCAAACGACAUCGCCUGAUCAUGCCCGGAUGAAGGAGGCCAUGGAACGCUCUAUCCGCUGGCUGGACAGAUGCAUAGUUGCACACAAGAACCCUGAGACACAGAACCUAUUUUGCAUCAUUCAAGGCGGUCUCGAUCUAGAGAUGAGGCGACAGUGCUGCGAGGAAAUGGUCAAGCGGGAUACCCCAGGCAUAGCUAUCGGUGGUUUGUCUGGCGGAGAAGCUAAGUCAGAUUUCUGCAAAGUCGUCGAUACAUGCACCGGCCUCCUACCUGACCAUAAGCCAAGAUACGUCAUGGGUAUUGGGUAUCCAGAAGAUAUCGUUGUCGCCGUAGCUCUCGGAGCAGAUAUGUUUGAUUGUGUGUGGCCCACACGAACGGCACGUUUUGGCAACGCGAUCACCUCCAACGGCGUCCUCAACCUCAAAAAUUCUCGGUAUGCUCAUGACUUUGGACCUGUCGAGCAAGGCUGUACCUGCACCUGCUGUCGUCCCAAAGAGGAUGGAGGGUUGGCCAUUACGAGGGCGUACAUCUACCACCUCGCAGCGAAGGAGACUGUGGGGGCUCACUUACUGACGAUGCACAACGUACAUCACUUGCUUUCUCUGAUGCGACGAAUCCGCGCGGCCAUAAUAGAUGACCAAUACCCCUCAUUCUGCAAGCAAUUCUUUGCAAAUUAUUUCAAUGGCCAGCCUCCCCCAGGAUGGGCAGUCGAGGCGCUCCAGGGAGUGGGCAUCGAGAUAUGA
Molecule: messenger RNA, 1584 nt
Organism: Fonsecaea nubica
Lineage: Eukaryota; Fungi; Ascomycota; Eurotiomycetes; Chaetothyriales; Herpotrichiellaceae
Exons: 11
Coding region: 1-1584 (527 amino acids)
Cellular component (GO): cytosol
Molecular function (GO): tRNA-guanosine(34) queuine transglycosylase activity
Source: RefSeq, a predicted model, not a curated record